ACGUUCUUUCCACUUUGUAGUUGUAAAGAACACGUCAGUGAAAAUGGUUGAAAGAUCUCCCUCAUCAACAAACGUAGGAGCUGGAAGGGCGCCUUCGAAGGCCGUUGCUUCGCGAGGUUCUGGUGGUCAAGUAAGACAAAGAAAAGGUGGAGCCUCAUCGUCAACAAGAGCUGUUCGACCAGCCACUGCUGGCAGUAGUGGUAUGUGGAGAUUUUACACAGAAGAUUCACCUGGUCUAAAAGUAGGACCAGUUCCUGUAUUAGUCAUGAGUUUGCUAUUUAUUGCUUCUGUAUUUAUGCUUCAUAUCUGGGGCAAAUACACUAGAGGAUAAGCCAAACAAAUUCUUCAAAUAAUACUAUUCAACACAACAUCAUGACAGUAUACCAUCACAUCAACAUUUGUAGGAUAUUAUCAAUUUUCUCAAGACGUUCUACUGCUUGACAGAAAUUUUGUAACUAUACUGAAAACAACUUCUCAACGGACAUUUUACCAGUUUUAUUGUGAAAUUAUGUAAUAAUUACAUGAAUGUAAAUCAAAUAAAUAUAUCUGGUUGUUAUUAUAAGUUUUUGUUUAGUA
Messenger RNA from Exaiptasia diaphana, 576 nucleotides. Its product is annotated as protein transport protein Sec61 subunit beta. The transcript is spliced from 4 exons. The coding region runs from base 44 to 331 and encodes 95 amino acids. NCBI's taxonomy places the organism in Eukaryota, Metazoa, Cnidaria, Anthozoa, Actiniaria, Aiptasiidae. Gene Ontology annotation, cellular component: Sec61 translocon complex. Gene Ontology annotation, biological process: intracellular protein transport. The record is from RefSeq and is a predicted model, not a curated record.